AGAUCAGUCGACUCUCGUCUUAAUAAGGUAUUGCUUAUGAACACCAAUGUCAACAGCAAAGACAACGAAGGACUUUUGUAUAUUUCAAGUGUAUGUGUCAGUUGAGUAGCAAGCGCCAUGCACAGCGUAGUGUCACCAGCCGGCAGUGCCACAAUUAAGUACAAAUCGAGGCACGGAGGCAAGAGGAAAAUCAGCAGCGAGAGAGCAGCAUCUUUACCCACGCUCCCUCCCUUGCCUAACUGUGGGCAAGGGGUAGGGGGCGUGGCUCGUUAUACACUCCAACAGCUGAUUGUCACCACGGAGGUGCUUGUGCCCAGUCCGUCCAGGUUUCUGAGCAACCGAGAGCGUGGGCGUCGCUUUAUGUCUGCUCGAGCCUCCCGCUCCACCGAGAGGCCGCCCACAGCGCAAGGAGAAGACCUGUCCAAUGCUUCGGUGGAGGAGAUCCAAGGCAGUCGGACCGGAAGUGGGUCGUCCUUCGGGGGUUCCGCUGAGCACUUCCGGCAGCGAAUGAGGCCCCUGACGCAGCCGAGGAAGUACGGGGCCAUUCCCGCGCCCCCAGGUGACGGCACAAACCCGUGGGAUUACAGUGAGCUCCUGUACCGGCGCCGAGCGAGGAUAACGGAGGCCCGGAGCUUCCAUAGGCGCCGACGUGCUGACUUCGCCCGCCUGGUGAUGACUUCGUGCCAACGCCUUCGCGACACCCACCGCCCCCGCCCACCGGAUCUCAGUCACGUCCUCACCCACCGUCUGCCGAGCGCCCUCAAAACCAAGUACGCCCGUAUCCUGCAGGAUCUCUUCAAGGAGCUGAGGGAGAGGGAAGUUCGGCCCGUGCACAUGAGGCCCCUGAAGCAGUGGGACAGAUACGAGGCGCAAGUGGUAGAGCGUGUGCCUUGGGUGGGCAAGGAAAGGCGUGCGCUCAGUCGCGCCAUGGCCAGCUUCCCGCCGGCGGUGAGGACGGUCAUGGCGGAAGUGCUGCGGCCGCUCGACACUCUCUCCCUCGCUGAUAUAUCUGAUGGGGGCAUGGGUAGCGGCGAGGGCGUGGAACUGACGGUGUUGAUCACGCGGUGGCGAGCGGCGGCGAGGUCGGGGCGAGCGAGGCUGCGAAGCUCCUGGUUCACUGAGUCGCUCUCGGCCAUUAGGGAGGCCGCCCUCGCCACCAACCUCUCUCCGUCGCGGCGCCUGACGGUCAUGCACGCCUUCAACAACCUCCUGGCGUCGAAGCUGCAAGAAGUGCUGAUCCGAAGUGUCGAGGACGUGCUGAGGUGGCUGGGGAGCGAGGAGGAGCCGUGGGUCGGGCCUCGGCUCAAGCUCUACCUCGGGCUGGAGGACAACGAGGUGUGUCUCCGCCCUGACGAGUCGGAGCUUUACUCGGCCUUCACGGAUCUCUUCAAGGAGUUCGACGAGUGCGUGCAGCUCUACCGCGGGACGUGGGACGAGCCGCGGCCGCCGAAGGUCCCGAAGUGGAGGCAGCGAGCCGCGACGAUGGGUCCUCCGGGAGAGGAGGACGUGGCCCCUCCGCUCAGGCCGCUGGAGCCGCGGCGCGAGACGCUGGUCGUCACGCUGUCGGAGCCGCAGUGGGACAGCUUUCGGUCUUGCCUCAGCGCCAACAUCAGGAGGCGAUUCGAGAAGGCCGGCGAGUUCCUCACGCAGAUCGCCACGGAAUGGGCGCCGGUGCUGCAAGGAAGCGUGAGGCAAGAGGUGGACGCCUUUCUGCAGCAGGAUGCGCAGCUGGAAGAGUACGCGGGUCAGGUGCACCACUAUUCCUCCUAUGUGGAACAGGCCAGCCACGUACCCACGUCAGCCAUGCUCUAUGUCUUCAGACUGGAGUACAAGUUCCUCCGACAGAGCCUGUUGUCCGUGACCUCGACCUUCGUGUCUGUUCUCAAGGACAAGCUCAUCGCCGACCAUCGCGAGACGACCCAAAGCCUGAAUCAGCAGUUCGAAACCAUUCACAAACGGAUCCAGGUGACUCCCACGUCGACGGACGAACUGUUCAAGCUGAUGGAAUACGUGGAGGAAGUGAGAAGGAUCACCAUCCAUCGCCUGAUUGAGGAGGUGCAGGAGAUGGUGGCCAGGCUCAAGGUCAUUUUGGAUGUGGUGCAUUUGACUCCAAACGACUUAAACACCACCGCCGCUGUUAUCACGUGGCCCACCAAACUCAAGCCUGUUGUUGAUCACGCUGUGGAGUCCCUGGAGGAUCUGAAACAAGAGUUCGAAGAGACGCUGGUGGAGCGAGCAGGAGAAGUGUCGCACACCCUCGAAAGGAUCCAGCAAUUUGUCACCGAACUGGAGGAACUGUCUGACGUCGCCCAUGUCAACAAAUACAUCCGGGAGGUGAGGAAACUCGAAGGACGCCUGGAGAAGGUGAGCACCCUGGUGUCGUGGGUCAACCAGGAGGAAGGUCUCUUCAAAUUCCAGCUCUCCUCCUUCCCUCUCCUAUCUGAGCUCAAGGAGUGCCUCGUGCCCUACGACGAGCUCUUCACGCUGGUCAUGAAGUGGCGGAAGUACGAGAAGCACUGGAUGGACGGCGACUUCACCAGCCUCGACCCGGAGUUCAUCGACGUCGAGACCGAGGAGCUAGCGAGGGAGCUGUUCCGCCUCCGCAAAGCCUUCAAGAUGAAGUUCAAGCAGCAGGCGCUGGAGGGCGACCCGAGGAAAGCCCGCAUGAACCUCGACGACCCGAAUCCGGAUAACUUGCCUGGGCCGCUGAGGGUGUGCGCCCUCGCCCUCAACCAGAUCAAGGGUUUCAAGGAGCACCUGCCUCUCGUCUCCGUACUGUGCAACAAGGGGCUGAGGGCCAGGCACUGGGAGAACCUCAACAAGGCGGCGGGAUUCGACAUUACGCCCAAUGCUGGCACCAGCCUGCGGAAGGUGGUGCAGAUGGACCUCGGAGGGCUGCUGAAGGAGUUCGAGGUGGUGAGCAGCGGCGCCUCGAGGGAAUACAACCUGGAGUUAUCGCUGGCCAACAUGAAGGGCGCCUGGGAGUCCGCGCGGCUGUCCUUCGCCCAGAAUCCGGAUGUCGGCGUCCAGGUCCUCGACGGGUUGGAGGAGGUGAGGGAGCUGGCGGAGGAGCAUCUCAUCACGACGCACACCAUCAAGAAUUCGCCCUUCGUCGGCCCGUUUGUCGGAGUAUAUGUAGGUGUAGUUUUGUAUGUGCAUGUGCGCAAAAAUGAACAUAUGCGUAGGGGCCAUAGUGGGAACAUGGAAUAG
This is a messenger RNA of Penaeus monodon (black tiger shrimp), 3210 nucleotides long. RefSeq names its product dynein heavy chain 12, axonemal-like. Gene Ontology annotation, cellular component: dynein complex. Lineage: Eukaryota; Metazoa; Arthropoda; Malacostraca; Decapoda; Penaeidae. The record is from RefSeq and is a predicted model, not a curated record. Gene Ontology annotation, biological process: microtubule-based movement. Gene Ontology annotation, molecular function: minus-end-directed microtubule motor activity; dynein intermediate chain binding; dynein light intermediate chain binding. The transcript is spliced from 21 exons. The coding region runs from base 118 to 3210 and encodes 1030 amino acids.